Sclerotinia sclerotiorum 1980 UF-70 is the source of this 864-nucleotide messenger RNA. RefSeq lists its product as hypothetical. The coding region runs from base 1 to 864 and encodes 287 amino acids. The transcript is spliced from 2 exons. Gene Ontology annotation, cellular component: nucleus; NuA4 histone acetyltransferase complex. Gene Ontology annotation, biological process: regulation of transcription by RNA polymerase II. The record is from RefSeq and is a predicted model, not a curated record. Lineage: Eukaryota; Fungi; Ascomycota; Leotiomycetes; Helotiales; Sclerotiniaceae.
AUGCCCCCGAAAAAGAAGAAAGGAAGUACACGAGCUGCUUCGACGCCAGCAGAAGAUCAAGAUGCAAUGGCCAUUGAUACUCCUCAAAAGGCUGAACCCCCAAAAUCAAGUUAUAAUAUUUUGAAAGACCCAUGGACGGAUGAACAAGAAACAUCGUUAUUCAAAGGUAUAGUCAAGUGGAAACCAGCUGGCAUGCACAAACACUUUCGCAUGAUUGCACUUUCAGAACAUCUGCGAAACCACGGUUAUGAUCCCCGCGUCGAGCCGCAUACUCGGAUACCCGGAAUCUGGGAAAAGUUACGAACUUGUUACAAUCUGGAUGUAAUUGACGAUCGGGAGAAUUCAUUUGAUUACGAAGAGGAUACUGAAGACCGAUUUCCCGAAUUCACAUUACCCGACAACGUUUAUGGAGAGAUGUGUUUCAUGCGGGGGAAGCGGACUGAUGAAGAAAUAAGUGAAGCUCCUUCAUCACCCCCGAGGUUAAUGGAGACUCCUGAACCAAAGGAGUCGCCAGAGCCAGAGGUCCAUGGUACGAGCAGGAAAAGGAAGAGAGGAAAGGAGAGAGGAAGUACCGUUGAUACGACGGAGACGAGAACGUCACCUCCUGCCCAGAGUUCACCACCAAAAUCUACCAGAGCUGGAAGAAGCGCUAAUAGAGCGGCGGGAAAGGCGAAAGCGGAAUCGAGUUCGAGACAGCAGAGCGUUGCAACCGUUGCAACCGCGGAGGAUGGAGUAGAAGACGACGAAGAUGAGGAUGACGAACACGAUGAAGGUAUUGAUGGAACACCAACAAGACCUAGGGGAGCGGAUACGAAAAAAUCCAGGGCACAAUCUUCUACCAGGAAAAGCAAAAGAAAAAGAUGA